AUGGAUGAAAAAGGUCUUCGUAUCUCUGCUAAGCAGAAGAAAAGAAAACUAGAAGGUCGUGAAAGCAAGGAAAGGCUACAAUGUGAAUUCAUCAUAAAGAAGAAGAAUAGAAGAUGCCCAUUGACCAGGAAGUCAGAUACGCUGUACUGUGCAGAGCACCUGAAACAAAGAGGUGAUAGUGAUCUGAGAGUGCCAUGCCCUAUAGAUCCAAGACAUAGUGUCUGGACCUCUGAAUUGAAAAGCCAUUUGAAGAAAUGUACCAAGCUGAAAGAACAGGCACUGGAAGAUCCUUGGUUCAAGAAGGAUUACAACUGUUGUGAAGCCUCAGAUGGAAAAGUGGAAGAAUUUAAAGAGAACUACAGAUAUUGGAUCGAAUUGGUAAACCGAGUGGUUGAUGCCUACGAGCCUCUGAAGUUGGAGCAAGAUGAACAUGAGGGCGUGGAAGAAAGAAUGAACGAGAAGCAGAACCAGAAGCAUGCUAUUCAGCAGUCAAGUCUUAUUUCACAAUUGGAUAAGAAUAAACUCUUAUCCAAAGAUAUAGACUAUAUAGAAUUCGGAUGUGGUCGUGCGGAGCUGUCCAGGUAUCUGUUACAAAGCGUGAUUCAUAAGGAUGGUCAACCUACUGGGUUCAUACUGAUAGAUAGAUCACCAACCAGGAUGAAGCUCGAUUCUAAAAUGGCCAAGGACUGCGAAGACCGUUCAUUAGCUGCACCAAAUAUCUUUAGAGCUAAGAUAGACAUCAAGGAUCUAUACAUUGACCAGAUCAUCUCAACCGAAUUCCCGGAUUCCAAAGGAUUUGUUGCAGUGUCGAAGCACCUAUGUGGAGCUGCGACUGAUUUGACCAUUCAAUGUAUACUAAAUAACAACCAGUUGAGAGACAAGUUCCAAGGGAUGAUCAUUGCAAUGUGUUGCAGACACUGCUGUAAUUAUUCACAGCUUCAUCCCUUGUCCAAGGGGUAUCUUCUUUCAAGGGGAAUUGACCAAGUUGGAUUUAAACAUCUGAUGAAGUUUGCCAGCUGGGCAGUCAACGGUCGCAGACCUGAAAUGGCAUCUAAUGACGGUGCAGAUCAUCCAAGUGGGUUAACCAUUGGAGAGCGAGAACAAUUGGGGCUAAGAGCAAGAAGAAUCAUCGACGAAUCUAGAAGAUACGUUCUACAAUCUUCAGGGUUUACAGUGAAAUUGUGCCAUUACGUUACCUCUGAUGUAUCAUUAGAAAACACGUGUAUGGUUGUAACCAAGCUAUAA
Messenger RNA from Williopsis jadinii, 1245 nucleotides. It is a transcript of the gene TRM13, whose product is annotated as tRNA:m4X modification enzyme. The record is from RefSeq and is a predicted model, not a curated record. Gene Ontology annotation, biological process: tRNA methylation. The coding region runs from base 1 to 1245 and encodes 414 amino acids. Lineage: Eukaryota; Fungi; Ascomycota; Saccharomycetes; Phaffomycetales; Wickerhamomycetaceae. The transcript has a single exon.